GUGCUUCUUACCUUUCCAGUACAUGUGGGUGUGCAGUGAAAGGGGAAAAAUUGAAAGGUGAGUCGUCGUCGCGUAGUCACAAUAAAAGAAAAUCUUUAAAAAGGAAAAGAGGCUUCCCUAUUUAGGUUGGUGACCUCAAUGCCGACUUCUCCCAUCUGCAGAGCAUUGACGCCCUCCGCUGUUUCUCGCGCAGCCUCCGGUCUCGCUGCCAUCACCGCUGACGUCGCUGCCGGGCCGUUGCAGGGGCACCCACACAAUGGCGCCGCGUGUGCGCUCACGACCUCCUCCCCUGUACUGGAGCACGAAAGAUGCUCCUUCUCUUCCACACCGUGCAGCGCGUCCAACUUGCGGGAGAGAUGGCGCCUGCCCCUCCCUUUCUGUGGAGGCGGCCUGCUACAUCAGACUCGGCUUGUCAGAGCCCUUAAGCCGGUCUCCUCGGCGCACACGGAUCACCGUGGGUACAAGGGCAACUACUCUCCACGUUUUGCCGCACCACUGGGGCAGCCGCUGGCACGGCCCAAUGUCUUUGAAUACGCCAGCACUUCGUUUUCUGCUCCGGCGUUGGUGCAGGUCCCUCGAUCGCCAAGCGAUUUACUGGACGACCUGCCUGUUUACGAGCCGAACGAUCUGAAUGGGCCGCCGAGGACGCGCGUGAACGCCUACAUUCCCAUGCGCACGCUGCCUUUCUCUGACGCCUUAGCCUUUUACUACCGCAAACAAGGUACCAGCAGCGGUGGUGUGAGAGGUGUGGAGGACAAUGAGGAAGACCGCCGAGGCCCUGACAGUAGCAGCGGCAGCAGCAGGGGUGGCUACUCGACGUACUCCACGAACGCAGCAUCCGACGAGGCGAGGAGCGACGCACGCUACGGCCGCGGACGAAACGAGAAUGAAGAGAACCUCUACUGCCGUUUGUGUCGCGAGGAGGUGCGGCCGGAGUUCACCUGUCGCGGGCACAUCACCGCGUCAGGCCUCGGCAGUCACGUCCCCCACCCCGUUCGUGAAGUCGCACUGGACACGAUGGCAUUGCUGGCUAUCCGGGGGUAUCCCAUCGACGACAUCCUCACCGUGUGGGCAGAGACUCUCUACCACUGCCCGGACCUGCCCCGCAUCCAUGGCCUGACGAACCCGCGAUGCUCGCUCGAAGAGCGAGCGGCGCACCUGGGCAAUCUUAUGUAUGCUCUGAAAAAAAUCGGCGUGUUGGAUCUCGCGCUCACCCGACAGGGCUCCGCGCACAGGACGGUAGCUGUGGUGCCCGAGAUGUACCGUCGCCGCCGGGUCGCCUUUGAGCGGCUGGAGUACAUUGGUGACAGCUUCUGGGGGGUGCACAUCUCGAAGCGAUUGGUGCUGCUCUACCCCGAUCAGCGGUGGCUGUACGGCGAGCGCUGCUACAGCUUUAACGCGAUUCGCGACGCGUGUGAGAUGAACGUGAACCUUGACUUUGUCUUUGAUAUACUGCGAAUUGGGAAUCUGGUGUCCAACUACGCCGACGAAGGCGCGGGGAUGGGGAAGGGGAAGGCGGACUACGUGGAGGCCAUCCUGGGCGAACUGCACGCCUACGUUGUCGACUACGAGCCGAAGAUGGACGAUGACGUCGCCUUCGUGGAGGUGAACGGGGCCCGGGAGGCGCAGCUGUGCGCGCUCAUCCAGCACUGUCUGACGGAGCUUUACGAUUUGGUGGUGCUCCAACACGCCCGGCAGCUCACGCAAAACGCGCUGCCGCUCGCAAAAGAGCUGGCGGUGAAGAAGAUAUGGUUGCAGACGCGUCCGCGUCUCUUGCAAAACAAACGGUCCUCUCGAAAGAAUGCGGUGGGGCGCGUUGGUGGCCUUCGCAGCCUCCGCAGCAGCAGCAACGUCGACAAGGAGUUGGCGAGUGUUUCGGGCUCCGUGGCGGACGCAGCGCGGUUCGGCGCGAGUGUAAAGGCGACCGAGUCCACGGGCGGCCUUGACGUCUCCUACGCCGCCUCGGUAGCGACAGCGCCGUAUGAAGAUCUUUUUGAUCUCUCCGCUUCUAAAGACCAACUUGCAGACCUGAAUCCUGAAGGCAGUGCAGCAAGCAUGGUUGAGAACGUCAGCGUCUUCAAUACCGUAGACGCGUCCACAAAGCUAGUGGGCGACAGGAGCACGGGCGUACAUGCGGCGGCCUCGGCACCCUUGACGGCCACGGACGCCGAUGCCGAGACCGGUGACCGUGCGACGGCAGUAGUGACAUCGACAUCAUCCGCUUCCGUGGGGGCUGCCUCGUCCGUUAUCUACACCUCGUCUUUGAGCCUCGCCUCGGCGAUUCAGCGAGGGACUACCCGCGUGCUACCCGGUCUGCCACGGCUCUUUCAGCGGCCGCGUGCGCUGCCGAUGCACGUGCCGCAUCCCCUGCAGAACCUCCCCCUCUCCGCCAUUCCGAAGACAACCUACUGCGAGCACACUCACGCCGACAUCUUUGCCCAGAUAGUGGAGAGCUAUCAUCGACUCCGCCUGAGCAGCGAUGACGCGAGUCAGACACGCUACGUGGUCAGUCACUUCCCACCGGGGUGGCAUCUGCUGAUUGCCUCCUUAGUGCCACAGCUCGCACACGUCAUGACACGCACAGACAGCGCAGAGCCAGACGGGAAGCUGUACGAUUCAUUCGAUAACCUCUUCCCAAGCGCAGGGUCUAGUGGCACGGGAGACACAGAGACGAGUAAAGCUGCCACCGCAUCCGCUGACUCCGACGACGGUGGCGGUCUUAGAAUGCAAAGCAACGGCACGCAGAGUGAGGAGGUCACUCGCCGGUUGUUUACCUCGAUGGACGAAGGCGAGCUUUACUGCCGCGAUAUGCUCUACAACCUCGCGCCGUCGCCUUCAACUGCUGCACCGCAAGACACACCUCUCCGUUUUACGCCUUCGGUGGACUGGGUGCGGCACCACACUGGGUUGCGUACACUGACGUUGAAGCCCGUGCACGUAGAAGGGUCAGCGAUACAUGGAAGCAGCAGCAGCAGUAGUAGUAAUGGAUCAGACGGUGCUGCCUACAGCUCUUUUGCGGACUCGCGCUUUGUCCCUCCUUUGACGCGGCCGCCGUCCGCUGGUGUGGUGACAGACCGCAACUUAUGCCGAGGCGUCUUCCCGUUCCUCGCGUUUGAGGCCGCCGAUCCCGUCAAGGAGGCGACGGAGGCGCUGCAGGAGAUCCACCGGCGCACUACAGGUGGUGCUCCGAUGGGCAGAAUGGUGGAGAAAGCCAACGCGGAAUCCGCAUCGGGCGGCGCGGACGAAACUGCCGUGGCCCCACAAGCAAAGGACAUAAGAGAGGAGUCCUUCGCGGAGCACGUAGUGGCUGCCCUUGCGUAUUGGAAACGACAACCGCGGAAGCUCUCGGCUGACCCCGACAUCUUUAACGUUGAAAAACCGGUUGUGGCGCUGAAGAAGCCCGCAAACGGCAGAGAUGUUGUGGUGAGGGUUUAG
Molecule: messenger RNA, 3435 nt
Organism: Leptomonas pyrrhocoris
Lineage: Eukaryota; Euglenozoa; Kinetoplastea; Trypanosomatida; Trypanosomatidae
Product: putative RNA editing complex protein MP90 putativenuclease
Exons: 1
Coding region: 139-3435 (1098 amino acids)
Biological process (GO): RNA processing
Molecular function (GO): ribonuclease III activity
Source: RefSeq, a predicted model, not a curated record